This is a messenger RNA of Cylicocyclus nassatus, 1041 nucleotides long. NCBI's taxonomy places the organism in Eukaryota, Metazoa, Nematoda, Chromadorea, Rhabditida, Strongylidae. The record is from the annotation of a GenBank genome assembly.
AUGUUAGCAUACCACCUCCAAUCAAGCACUUCAUUCAUUGAUGAUCUUCAGAUAAAUCUAACAAGAGGAAAGAGGAAUGUGACUGUGCCAUUACAACGCGUGCUACCCAAAGAAAAGGAAAAGCUUACUUUUUGCGUGCCGCCUUUUUAUUGGUACUCGAAUUGGCCGAAAAUAAUUUUUGCCUUAGAAAUGUGGAAAGCACAAGGUGUGGAUCACAUUAUCGUCUACCACCAUUCAUCUACAAAGAACGUCUAUCACGUACUUACUCGUUACCAAGCUGAGGGAUACAUUACGAUUGUUCCGUGGCCUUCGCUCCCUCGUAGCGCAUUUGAAGAUCCUAAUGAAUCCGUUUACCGAGUUGCUCAUUCGCUAGCAAACAACGACUGUUUGAUGCGCCUAUCCUCAGAGUUUGGAGCUGUCAUCGAUGUAGAUGAGAUCAUCGUUCCAAGGAAUGGCACGCUUCUGUCUUUUAUAAUUGAGAGCUUUGCAAAAACAUCAGCAGGUGCCUUAAUGUUCCUGCACCGAGCUCUUUCCUUCAAUCCAUCCUAUGCUGAACGAAAUUUCACUUAUAAAGAGCUGAACUUCUUUGGGAUUUGGAAUGCUAACGAGCUUGAGUGCAAGGGUCCACCAAAGGUCGUCUUCCGAACGGAAGAUGUGGAGUCAGUUUACACCCAUAACAUAAACCAGUUCAAAAGAAACUCGUCCGUUGCAAAGGUUAGAUUAGAAGACGCUGCACUUUUACAUCACCGAUAUAACGUCGGAAUAGAGAGAGUAUGCAAAAGUCUGGGAAACAUUGACCUGUUGCCAACAAAAUCAGAUUUCAUUAGUCUCCAAAACAUUCUCAACUAUCGCAAGCGUACUAUCUUUCCGGAUAUGGCUAACUUUCACUUCAGCACACAGGUGGAACUCGCGACCUGCUUGCAACAGUGGCGAUUAACGCAGCAUGAGUGCAUAACACCAAUAUCAAGCUGUGCCGACGUUAUGCUGCCUUUGGAGGAAUGGCAGUUUACGAAGCUUGAUGAACAAUUCCACACUCUAUAG